ACUUAUUCCUGGAAUGGGGGCUUGUGGUGCUCUGAUGCCAAAUUUGUUUGCUCCCAUAGUUCGACAAGGUCAGCAGCGGCAUCGGCCAAGUGGUAGACGUGCUAGAGGAGCUGUGCAACAAAUGCAGCAGGCUUUAAUUCAGCAACAGAUGCUUCCAUGGGAUCAUGUUCAGCGCUAUGCUCCUGGUCACAAUAUUCCUGAUAUUCCAAUGCCUGGCGUUGUUGGAGGUAUGAUCUCUCCAUGUGACAUGGGAGGUUUGGGAAUGCAAGGUGUAGCCAGAUCACAAAGAAUGUUGCUCGGUGAGCAUCUCUACCCACUCGUGGAGCAAUACGUGUAUGAUCAUGCUGCCAAAGUUACAGGAAUGCUGCUGGAGAUGGACCCAACUGAAGUCCUGCAUUUGCUUGAAUAUCCAGAUGCUCUGGAAGCAAAAGUCGCCGAGGCAAUAGAAGUCCUGAGAAACGUCACGUAGCAGCUAGCUCUGGUAAUUGCUCCGACCGACCAGUUAUCGACCGGGACAUGUUUUGGUCGCUUGAAUGCAUAGCUUUUAAUUUAAUUCCAAACAGUUUUAGGAACAAUCAGGGAGGGAUUUUGGCUUCUGAUUUAGCUAACUCAAUGUUAAUAUCCUCUUUGUUGUAGUGGUGGUAUGUGCUUGCGAAGAAUAUCCUUUUGGCAAGUUACUAAACU
This is a messenger RNA of Zingiber officinale, 684 nucleotides long. Its product is annotated as polyadenylate-binding protein 4. The coding region runs from base 14 to 469 and encodes 151 amino acids. Lineage: Eukaryota; Viridiplantae; Streptophyta; Magnoliopsida; Zingiberales; Zingiberaceae. The transcript has 3 exons. Gene Ontology annotation, molecular function: RNA binding. The record is from RefSeq and is a predicted model, not a curated record.